CACGUUUUUUAUAUGCGGUUGGAUAUUGAAUUGACCUUUUUCAAAACACUGAAGAAAAAAUGGGGGGUUUAAUAAGGACAAAAUAAGCUGCGUCUUUCCAAAUUCCACGUUCUUCAUUCUUUUUCUUUUCUUUUGUUUUCUUUUCAAGCCCAAGAUUCCCCAAUGGAUCUUUGCCUGCCCUCCUCUUUCCGGCAGCCGGAAUGUACCCUUUUCCGCCGGGACCUUCACGGGUCCUUUUUCCGGCCGAUGGGCUCGGAGCCAGCCCGGUCGAGGCAGAGAGCGGUCGUGAUGGCGCAGAAAAAGCCGAAAAUCGAAGGGUUGAGCGAUGAGCUAAACUCGAUCGCGUCGCAAAAUCUUGACCACGCGCCUGCACGAAGGAGAGUGCGUUCGGCUUUUGCCAAUGUUCAGCUGCAGCUCGAUCACAUUUUGUUUAAGGUAGUUCCAGCUGGAAUCAGAACAGAAGAGUGGUAUGAAAUAAAUUCUGAUGGACUAGAGAUUUUCUGCAAGAGCUGGUUGCCUAAGCCCGGCGUACGAAUCAAAGGCGCUUUGUGCUUUUGCCAUGGAUAUGGUGACACGUGCACAUUUUUCUUUGAAGGCAUUGCUAAAUACAUUGCCGCCUCUGGCUAUGGCGUGUAUGCAAUCGAUCACCCGGGCUUUGGUCUUUCAGAAGGAUUGCACGGCUAUGUACCCUCGUUUGACGCCAUAGUUGAUAAUGUUAUUGAGCAGUUUACAAUAAUGAAAGGUAAGCAUUUGGAGGCCCGAGAUUCGGGGGCUGCCCCGUUUCUUAUUCGGGCAGUCGAUGGGUGGGGCAAUUUCUUUAAAAGCGCUUUUGAAGGCUCCGAACGAAUGGGAUGGCAUAGUGCNAUCUUUUUGGAUACUCAGAUAUCAGAUGAAAUGGCGCCACCUGUACCGCUGCAGAAAAUACUAAUCUUGCUAUCGAACCUUUUGCCACAAGCAAAGCUCGUCCCUCAGAAGGACUUGGCCGAUUUGGCAUUCAGAGAGCUGAACAAGAAACAAAUGGCUCCAUACAAUGUGAUCAGUUAUUCGGACCAAACUCGACUGAGGACUGCAGUCGAGCUUCUGAACGCUACAAAAUAUAUUGAAUCACAGGUCGAAAAGAUUUCAUCGCCAAUGCUGAUACUUCAUGGGGCAUCGGAUAAGGUAACGGAUCCGCGUGUGAGCCGGUUUUUGUAUGAGAAUGCUUGUAGCAAGGACAAAAGCUUGAAGCUUUAUGAAGGGGGUUUUCAUUGUAUUCUGGAAGGUGAGCCUGAUGAUAGAAUUUUGGAGGUUCUUAAUGAUAUUAUUUCAUGGCUUGAUGCCAGGACCUCUAUUAGGUAGACCCUAUCAUAUAUAUAUAUAUAUACAUAUUUUUUUCUAAUCAAACAAUUUAUUUUUCUUAAUGAUGUAUUAAUUUCAAAGACUUGGGUACAUUCAACUUGAUUCUUAGUAAUAAAUGCAGUUGAAUUUUGAAGUG
Striga asiatica is the source of this 1474-nucleotide messenger RNA. NCBI's taxonomy places the organism in Eukaryota, Viridiplantae, Streptophyta, Magnoliopsida, Lamiales, Orobanchaceae. The record is from the annotation of a GenBank genome assembly.